Molecule: messenger RNA, 372 nt
Organism: Carica papaya (papaya)
Lineage: Eukaryota; Viridiplantae; Streptophyta; Magnoliopsida; Brassicales; Caricaceae
Source: RefSeq, a predicted model, not a curated record
AUGAAAUUACUUAUUUAUAAUAUGCUAUCGUCAAAUAUCAAAGGAGUGACCUGCGGGUUUCCUCUCCAUAUUGAAGUGGAACAAGUUGUAGAGAAAGAAGUUGAUUUCAACACCGAUUUUCUCAAUAACAUAUUUCCUAAAAUCGAUUGGAAAGUGCCAGUUGGAGCGGUGCGAACUAUGGGUUAUAGGGAACUUUCGAAGGAGGCGCCCGAGUCUUCGGCGCUCGAAUCAUACGAAUUCAUGAGGAAGUUUCAUCAUGCACUUCUUGAGCUCCACCUGGAGGAGGAUGCUUUAGUUUAUCUCGAAACCAGAAUGAAAUUUCCUGCAAGUAAGGGGAUUCCUAAUAUGCUUCUUCAUGAAGAUGAGUUUUGA